Molecule: messenger RNA, 717 nt
Organism: Leishmania braziliensis MHOM/BR/75/M2904
Lineage: Eukaryota; Euglenozoa; Kinetoplastea; Trypanosomatida; Trypanosomatidae
Exons: 1
Coding region: 1-717 (238 amino acids)
Source: RefSeq, a predicted model, not a curated record
AUGUCGUCGGUGUCCAAUGCGGAGAUUGUGAAGCGUAUCCGUGAAGGAAAUCAGAAGCGCAGGGAGGAGGAGCGCAAGAAGCAGCAGCUGGAGCAGGAGUAUCUCGAGGUUGUUACGAAGAAGCUGAGCGAGGAGCGGCAGAGUCGCAGCCCGACGCAGUUCCUGCCAUGCAUCCUCAUCUGUCUCCUCUUCGUGAGCUUCCCGCUCUCCGAGCAGGUUGUUGACUGGUGUCUGGUGGGGAUCUUCUGCGUUCUCAACACGCUCCUUGCGUGUGUCUUCGCCAACCCGUCGGAGUGGCUAAACAUCGCCUCCAUUGUCCUCAUCAACUUCUUCUUCGUCCGCUUCUCUAAUGAGAUCUACAACAUACCGCAGCGACUGACUCAGGUGCCGCCCAUCCUGCUUCUCAAUUACGUCGCCAUAAACCUGCUCAUCAUCGCCGCGGCGUACUUCCUGUACGUGAGCCCGCGCUACCUUCGCUUCUCGCGCAGCUACGGCGGGAAGCUUGGGCGCCAGACGUCUGACAAGCGCAAGGGUCGCCAUGCACAGGAACAGGACGUGCUGGAGGCGUUUGCAAUGCAAAAGGCGGAGGCCGAACGACUGGACUUCCUCCUCUGCCUGCUCUUACUGCUAAAUGUGGCUGUGCUCAUCUACGUUGAUGUCAUCCCCCUUCACCUGGUUUUACAGAAUGGACUUAGCGUGUUUCGACUGCUGCGGUAG